Molecule: messenger RNA, 1803 nt
Organism: Struthio camelus australis
Lineage: Eukaryota; Metazoa; Chordata; Aves; Struthioniformes; Struthionidae
Source: RefSeq, a predicted model, not a curated record
CUGCCGGAGUUAAACCCGCCUGCGUUCAUGCCUCAUGGGAACGUGGGAACACCUUUGAAAGUUUUUCUGGAGUUGAUCCGGGCCUGCAGGCUGCCUCCCCGGAUUAUCAAGAAAUUGCAGCUGGAUUUUCCCAAGACGGGCUCAUCCCGUAGGUAUGGGAAUGUGCCUUUUGAAUACCAGGACACUGAGACAGUUACAGGAGAAGAAGGAGUUUAUACUGCAGCAGGGGACGAGAUCACAGAGGACGAGGGGCCUGUGGCAAGGUCUGAGAUGUCCAAUUCAGUCAGUGCUGAGGAAGAUGGGGCGGGACUGGAGAAGGAGGAAGCGGAAGAGUCGCACUCAGAUGAUGACAACGAUACCUGUGAGGAGUGGGAGCGACAUGAGGCUUUGCAUGAGGACGUGACCAAGCAAGACCGCAUGGAGGAGCGGCUCUUUGAAGAGGAGAUUGAGCUGAAGUGGGAGAAAGGUGGCUCUGGGCUGGUCUUCUACACGGAUGCUCAGUACUGGCAGGAGGAGAACGGAGACUUCGAUGAGCAGACUGCGGACGAUUGGGAUGUGGACAUGAGCAUCUACUAUGACAAAGAUGGAGGAGAUAAGGAUGCUCGGGACUCGGUCCAGAUGUGGCUGGAGCAGAGACUCCGGGAUGGCUUGGAGGAUGGGUCUGUUUCAGGGCAACAGAUUGGGACCUUUGAGAAAUACACCAAGGGCAUUGGCAGGAAGGUGCUGGAGCAGCAGGGCUGGACCGAAGGGCUGGGGCUGGGGAGCAGCAACUCAGGAAUGGCCGAAGCUUUGGACAACGAGGGUCAGAAUCCCAGAUGCAAGAGGGGGCUGGGGUACCAUGGGGAGAAACUGCCGACCUUCAGCAAGGUAAAGAAGCCUCGGCGAGAUGGUCCCAUCCUCAUCUCCACCAUCUAUGAUGACCCUGAGCCAAUGGACAGUGGUGACCUACUGCUCAGGCGCCAGCCGCCCACUGCCAUGAAGUACAGACAGGACAUGCCAUUUGUCCGGGCGUCCUAUGGUGCUCAGGAGAGACCCAGUGCCCUGUCGCACUAAGCACGGACUGUCACAGAGCCUUUGUACUGGUCCUGCCUCCCUCCUACCGCAGGCUGGCUCCUGCUGGUCUCAGGUCUGGAGCAGGGCGUUGUUAGUAUAUUUAUUUUUGGAAGAAAUGGAGUUGUAACAAAAAUUGCCUUUGGGGGUUUUUUCCUUCUUACUUGAGCUAUUUCAAGCCAGGGGAGACAUUGCUUAUCCCAUUUGCUCAGUGAGGUUGGGGAGAUGACUGAUGCUUUAAAGCCAAUGCUAGGGGGAAGGCUGCUCCCUGGAUUAGCCAAGGUUGUGUUCUAGGUCUGUAGCCAGUUCAGCCUGAAGAUCGGAGCUCGUAGUUCAUGGCUGCCUGAGACCCAGGGGAGGACAAGUACAGACAAGGCCAAACGUGGCACAGUAACUGUCCUGCAGACAGCUUGCUGCUGGCCUGCAGCCUCACGUUGCCUGGGCGUGACGAUCCCACAGUCACAGGAGAAACUUGCCUUGAUGAAAGACACGUCCUGGCAGCUUUCAGAGGAGCUCUGCAGGAGGCGUCUCCCUGCGGUCGGGCGUAGCAGUGCUUCCUUCCAUGGCUCUUGGACAUGCAGGGCCAUGUUCUGCCUGUUUCCCUGACACAGGCAGCCUUUCCCAGGCUGCAGCGUCCCCAGUCUCUCCUGCGGAGAGAGCCUUCAUCCUUGUGACCCUGUACUGCAGCGUUAGACAUGAAUUAGCAUUCUGCCUGCCUGCAGGCUGUGGCCUGGCCACGUUAGGCUGGCCAGA